AUGGUGACUGUGUGGCGGUGUGCUGCAGGUGUAACCCGUUUCAUGAAACUUGGCGAGACCAUCACCGCGGAAGAGUACUGCAAAGAACUGAACGGUGGACAAAAUGCAAAGGAAACUCCAACUUCUUCGGCCGGCGUUAGUGAACAGAGAAGGCCUGGUUCUCCUACACGACAAUGUCCGGCCGCGCAUUCCAAAGCGACAGUACUGAAGUUGAACGAGUUAGAUUACAGGACUCUGCCUCGCCCACUAUAUUCCUCAGACCUGGCCGACUAUCACUUUUUCCAACAUCUGGACAGUUACCUAAGAGGUAAGCUCUUUCAAAACCAAGCGGAUGCCGAAAAUUACUUCGAGAAAUUCAUGGACUCCAAAAGCUCGGACUUUAGGCAGCGAGUACAAGCAACUUUGUAUCUCGUUGGCAAAGAUGCAUGGAGACUGGAGCGGUUCUCAUAUCGAUUAGAAAAGUUGAUUUUGGGGCGAAUUAUAGCGUUUCGAAGUGAAUGUUUGAAAAUGCGUAUUUUUGCACCAACCUAG
This is a messenger RNA of Necator americanus (New World hookworm), 531 nucleotides long. RefSeq lists its product as uncharacterized. Gene Ontology annotation, cellular component: nucleus; site of double-strand break; condensed chromosome. The transcript has a single exon. The record is from RefSeq and is a predicted model, not a curated record. Gene Ontology annotation, biological process: double-strand break repair via nonhomologous end joining; replication fork processing; mitotic DNA integrity checkpoint signaling. Bases 1 to 531 code for a protein of 176 amino acids. Gene Ontology annotation, molecular function: single-stranded DNA endonuclease activity; histone H3K36 methyltransferase activity; single-stranded DNA binding. NCBI's taxonomy places the organism in Eukaryota, Metazoa, Nematoda, Chromadorea, Rhabditida, Ancylostomatidae.